This is a messenger RNA of Triticum urartu, 1333 nucleotides long. RefSeq names its product zinc finger CCCH domain-containing protein 28. The record is from RefSeq and is a predicted model, not a curated record. Gene Ontology annotation, molecular function: metal ion binding; RNA binding. Lineage: Eukaryota; Viridiplantae; Streptophyta; Magnoliopsida; Poales; Poaceae. Gene Ontology annotation, biological process: regulation of RNA splicing.
GCAGCGCCCCCUCCUCUGUCGUCUCUCUCGCGGUCUUCUCCUCUCCCCCCAUGGCCUCCGCCGAAAUCCCCAACGCCGACACCGCGGAACCCAACCCCAGCCCCAACCCCGCCGCCCGUUCGCCGUCGCCUCCGCUCCCGCCGCGCAAGCGCCGCCUCUCCCUCUCCCCUUCACGGUCCGCCUCCCCCAGGCGCUCCGUGUCUCGCUCCCGCUCCCCCCGCGACCGCCGCAGCCGCAGCCGCAGCCGGAGCCGCAGCCGCAGCCGCAGCCGCAGCCGUAGCCGCAGUCGCAGUCGGAGCCGUAGUCCGCGCCAGCCCGAAGGCAAGCGGCGGCGGCAGAACGACCUCACCGUCGAGGCGUGCCGCGACUACCUGCGCGACAGGUGCACCCGCUCCGACCUCGAGUGCAAGUAUGCGCACCCGCACCAAUCCGUUUCCGUCGACCGGGACUCCAAGGUGACGGCAUGCGCGGAUUCGCUGAGGAACAACUGCUUCCGGGGCAGAACCUGCCGCUACUACCACCCGCCUCCUCACAUACAGGAGUCGUUGCUGAGAUCAAUUGGUUUGGACGUCCCACAGGUGAAGACGGUUUGCAGAGAUUUCGCACGUGGGCGAUGUUCAAGAUCAGCAAAUGAGUGCCGCUUCUUGCACCAUUCAUCUGUUCAAGAGUGUGCAAUUGUUUGCCAAGAUUUCUUGCGUGGGAGGUGUGAGCGUAUAUCAUGUAGGUACACUCAUGUCAUAGCACAACCAAUGCUACCCCCACCAAUGAGGGAUGUUCCCAUGCAAAUGCCAUAUCCUGAGAUGGUUUACAUGCCACCACCACCACCACCACUGGGAGUACCUAUGAUGGCUCCUCCUCUCUCACCUCCUAGAGGUUUUGCUGAUAACAAGAACACAGUGGAAGUUUGCAGGGACUACUUGAAGAAAAUGUGCAAUAGAGAAUCAUGUAGAUUUGCACACCCUGAUUCACAAACUGAGUCUUGCGUGCCUCACUCUGCUGCUGCUUCUGCUGCUGCUAAUCCUGCUACUGCUGCGAAAGAGCUGCCGCGCUGGCUGUUGUGCUGCUGCUAAGGUGCCAUAGAGUAUUGAGACCCUCACAAAGUGCCAUGUCCCUGGAAGAAAAACAAACUUGUUACUAUCGUGUGAUGUUCAGAUGGUUUGCUUGAACUUGACUCAGCUUUGGAUAGCCUUCUUCACAAUGGACUCUGCAUGUGUGGUUGUGUAUUUGCGUUCAUAAAGAUGUUUUUAGACUUUUAGCUGCGAGUUGCUUUGGAGUUUUGCAUAAUUGAAUCUUGUUUACCAUCAGUUGUAACCCUUCACACUUGGUUGGUUCA